CUGAAACACGGGUAAGAGUCCAGACAAGUUGGGUACUGGGAAAAGGAGCUUCAGAAAGGGCACAGAUGCUGUGCAGAGGAAAAGGAGUUGGCCUGUCGGGGGAUAGGAAAGAGGCUAGAGUGAGGGGAGCACAGCAAGUGACCAGUGGGAGAAGAGUACCAGGGGAAUGGGAAGGUCAGCGGGGGCCAGUCACAGUUCUAUUUGGGUUCUAUUUGGAUUUCAGGUAGUUGGAUUUUAUUUUGAAGCAAUUGCAUUUUAAGCAAGAGAAGGAUGAGAUCUUACUUCCCUUUCAAAAACAAAAAAAUCAAUCAUUGGCUGCUUUGUAAAGUGUGUUGUGGGAGGAAACCGGGAAGCUAAGGAGACCAGAUAUUAGACCAGAAAACUGAUAAUGGGGGCUUGGACUAGGGUGGUGGUCUUAGAAAUUGAAGGAAGUGGAUCAAUAGGAGCAUGUUUUUGGCUUGGGGUUUUUUUGGUUUGUUCAGUUUUUGUUUUUUCUUUUAAUAGAACCUGUAGGAUGAGCUGAUGGAUGGAAUAUAGGGGUAGAAGAAAGGGCACACUAACUCCUGGGCUUUGACUUUCCUAACUGGAGGGAGUGUGGUACCACUUAACAUUAGCUGAGGGAAGAUCAGGUUGAAGGGGCUGUUUUAAAAAUUUGCAGUACCUAUUUAAAUAUUAGUGGAGGUGUCGGUGUUUGGAUUUGUGAAUCUUUGAGCCAUGUCACGGGUGUAGGGACCUGGGUACAGGCCAAGGAGGCUUUGGUGAGGAGAAUGGGGAAAGAUUCGAGGAUCCUCAGUAGUGUUAGGGUUGGUAGAUCUUGGGGUUGGUAGAUCUUGAAAUUCCCUGAAGCUUUCCAUGCCAUAGGCCCCACGUGCAUUAUCCAAGCUCAUGCCCCCUCGCUGGUAUCGGUUAGUGUCCAGUGGAGCCCAGGAUGUACCUGUCUUUUCCUCUGGGCCUGGUUCCUUCUUGACUCCAAGCAUCUUUCUCAAUCUUCUCACUCUUGCUUUUCCAGUUUAGCAAGAAUUAGGAAGAGGUAUCAGACCAGCCCUGUCUCCCUUCGUCAGAUGCAUCUUCGCUCAGGUGUCCGUGACUCAGUUUCCCUGGUCACCUUUUGAGUUUCUUGCCAUUCUCACCCAGGUACUGAUGAUAUGCAUAUGAAAAUGAAUGACUAGAUAUAAUUACAGGCUGAAUCAGUAGCUACCCUAGAAAUAGAACCCAGGCGUCUUCACUCAGAAGCCCAGAGUUCUCCCUACCGCCCAGCAGACGCUGCGUCGUCCGCCCCGCGGCCCGGGCACUUCCUGGGUAUUCGCAGCAAUAACAGAGGCUGAGGUCCUCUGCAGACCCCGCGCGUUUCCUCGCCGAGCUGGAUACGGCGUGGGCGGGGCGAGGGCGGAUCCGAGCCAGGUCAGGGGUGGGGCUCCGUCGUGGGCCGGGCCUUCUCGAGUUCCGGAGUCGAGUCGCUGGCAGCCUCCACCGGAGCGGGGAUGCAGCCACCGCCCCGAAAAGUGAAGCCAGCCCAGGAGGUGAAGCUUCGCUUCCUGGAGCAGCUGAGCAUUCUUCAGGCUCGGCAGCAAAAGGAGGCGGAUCUGCUGGAGGACAUCAGAUCCUACAGCAAGCAGAGGGCAGCCAUUGAACGGGAGUAUGGACAGGCACUCCAGAAGCUGGCUGGGCCAUUCCUGAAGAGGGAAGGGCAGCGGAGCGGGGAGAUGGACAGCAGACCUUCUCUGGGGAGGGACAGGACAGUGUUUGCUGCCUGGCGCUGCCUGCUGGAUGCCACUGUGGCAGGAGGCCAAACUCGGCUCCAGGUGUCUGACCGAUUCCGUGACCUAGCAGGGGGCACAGGGCGGAGUGCCAAGGAGCAGGUGCUUAGAAAGGGAACAGAGAGCCUCCAGAAGGCGCAGGCUGAGGUGCUGCAGUCUGUCCGGGAGCUGAGCCGAAGUCGGAAGCUAUACGGGCAGCGGCAGCGUGUGUGGGCCUUGGCACAGGAGAAAGCAGCUGAUGUCCAGGCCAGGCUGAAUCGAAGCGACCAUGGGAUCUUUCACUCUAGGACCAGUCUCCAGAAACUGAGCACCAAGCUAUCUGCCCAGUCAACCCAGUACUCCCAGCAGCUGAGAGCAGCCCGCAAUGAAUACCUGCUCAACUUGGUAGCCACGAACGCCCACCUUGACCACUACUACAAGGAGGAACUGCCAGCUUUGCUCAAAGACCUGGUCAGUGAGCUGCUGGAACACUUGAGGGACCCCCUGACCUUACUGAGCUGCACUGAGCUGGAAGCUGCAGAGAUGGUCCUGGAGCAUGCCCACCAUGGGGGGCAGGCCAUCUCCCAGGUAAACUGGGAGCACGAUGUGAAGCUAUUUCUUCAGGAGCCUGAAGUGUUUUCCUCUACCCCACCUCAGCAGUUUCAGCCAGCUGGGGCUGAUCAGGUGUGUGUGCUGGAAGGGAGAGCAGAAGACACAGCUGGGGGAAGUAGCCUAGAGAAAGAGAUCCAGCGCUGGUCGAGCCGAGCUGCCCGGGACUACAAGAUCCAGCACCAUGGACAUCGGGUGCUGCAGCGUCUAGAGCAGAGGCGCCAGCAGGCUCCAGGGCGUGAGGCUCCAGGAAUAGAGCAACGGCUACAGGAAGUGAGGGACAGCAUCCGGCGAGCACAGGUGAGCCAGGUGAAGGGGGCUGCCAGGCUGGCCCUGCUGCAGGGGGCUGGCCUGGAUGUGCAGCACUGGCUGAAGCCAGCCAUGACCCAGGCCCAGGAUGAGGUGGAACAGGAACGACAGCUUAGUGAGGCUCGGCUGUCCCAGAGGGACCUCUCUCCUACGGCUGAGGAUGCUGAGCUUUCUGACUUCGAUGAAUGUGAGGAGACAGGGGAGCUCUUUGAAGAGCCUGCCCCACCAGCCCUAGCCACCAGGCCCCUCCCCUGCCCUGCACAUGUGGUGUUUGGCUAUCAGGCAGGCCAUGAGGAUGAGUUGACCAUCAUGGAGGGUGAGUGGCUGGAGGUCAUAGAGGAGGGAGAUGCUGAUGAAUGGGUCAAGGCUCGGAACCAGCAUGGUGAAGUAGGCUUUGUCCCUGAGCGGUAUCUGAACUUCCCGGAUCUCUCCCUUCCUGAGAGCAGCCAUGACAGUGACCAUCCCUCAGGGGCAGAGCCCACAGCAUUCCUGGCCCGAGCCCUGUACAGCUACACUGGCCAAAGUGAAGAAGAGCUGAGCUUCCCUGAGGGUGCGCUCAUCCGCCUGCUGCCUCGGGUCCAGGAUGGAGUAGAUGAUGGCUUCUGGCGGGGAGAAUUUGGGGGCCAUGUUGGGGUCUUCCCUUCCCUGCUUGUGGAGGAGCUACUUGGCCCUCCUGGCUCCUCUGAACUCUCUGACCCUGAACAGAUGCUGCCAUCUCCUUCGCCUCCCAGCUUCUCCCCUCCUGUACCCACCACUGCCUUGGAUGGACCUCCUGUACCUGUCUUGCUUGGGGACAAAGUCUUGGACUCCCCUGGACCCCUGGACAUGAUAGCACCUCGACUCAGACCGGUGCGGCCACCACCUCCCCCACCGGCUAAAGCCCCAGACCCUGGCCAUCCAGAUUCUCUCACCUGACAGCCAUGGGGUUCACUGCCCCCCCAGUGAUGCUGCUGCCCCUCCCUAUCUCCAUGCUUUCAGACUACCCCCUCAAUGAUCUGGAGCGACACAGCCAGAAGCUGGAAUCUCCACCAUGUCUACUCUCACUUCCAGGGAUAGAAGUUUCUCCUUUCCCCUUAUUGGGCCAGAAUCCACUCCUUUUCCCCAUUGUCCUACUGCCAUUUUUAGGGCUGGAACUAUCCCUGUCUUCUGCCAUCACCCUGUCUCUAGGGUGGUGAAAUACCCCCAAAUCUCUGGAGCUGGAACCCUCCUUCCAAAGUCUUGAAUGGCUCUGGCCCACCUCUGUCUCCACUUUGGCUGUGUGGCCCACCCCACUCUGGAUGCCAGGGUAACUGGGGUUGGGUCCAGAAAAGGAGCAGCCUUGGGAGUCACACGGAGCUGGAGCCAGUAUGCAGAGCAGCUGUAAUGGUCUGAGCGGAUUUAUUGACAGUGAAUAAAGGGCACGAAGGCCAAGUCAGGGCCUGGACCUCUUGUGCCAAGAGAG
Messenger RNA from Heterocephalus glaber (naked mole-rat), 4095 nucleotides. RefSeq names its product FCH and double SH3 domains 1 (gene Fchsd1). Gene Ontology annotation, molecular function: protein binding. Gene Ontology annotation, cellular component: neuromuscular junction; recycling endosome. Lineage: Eukaryota; Metazoa; Chordata; Mammalia; Rodentia; Bathyergidae. The record is from RefSeq and is a predicted model, not a curated record. Gene Ontology annotation, biological process: regulation of actin filament polymerization; neuromuscular synaptic transmission.